Molecule: messenger RNA, 354 nt
Organism: Spodoptera exigua (beet armyworm)
Lineage: Eukaryota; Metazoa; Arthropoda; Insecta; Lepidoptera; Noctuidae
Source: the annotation of a GenBank genome assembly
AUGGAGGACAGAAUUCCAAUAUUGAUCGAGGAUUUUAUUUCUCAGAUCGAAGGUCGUCUCUCGAUUAAUAUAGAAUCGAAUGGUCGCAGUGUGAACGUGGCCUAUUGGGACCCGCCCUACCCUUGGUGGCGGGAGAGGUCAAUUGAUGAUUUCCCCCUCACAAAAAAGACCCUGCUCAUUCAGGACAGUGUGAGCCGACAAUCUGCGGACGCUCGCAAAAUUCACAUUAAGGCAUCACUGAUCGGCGUCAAGAUUAUAUUAUUCCCUCGAUUUGAUUCCUUUAUUUCUGAAAGACGUUCUACAAUAUGGCAACUGUACAGGAGCAGGAAUAAAAAAACAGGGAUUGUGGAUUGA